This is a messenger RNA of Selaginella moellendorffii, 718 nucleotides long. RefSeq names its product tyrosyl-DNA phosphodiesterase 1. Gene Ontology annotation, cellular component: nucleus. Gene Ontology annotation, biological process: single strand break repair; double-strand break repair. The transcript has 4 exons. Gene Ontology annotation, molecular function: single-stranded DNA binding; 3'-tyrosyl-DNA phosphodiesterase activity; double-stranded DNA binding. NCBI's taxonomy places the organism in Eukaryota, Viridiplantae, Streptophyta, Lycopodiopsida, Selaginellales, Selaginellaceae. The record is from RefSeq and is a predicted model, not a curated record. Bases 1 to 627 code for a protein of 208 amino acids.
AUGAGAUUCACACCAGCAGAAGAUCGCAAAGCUCCUGCGGCUGUGGAGAUUGCUCUGGCUCUAAGAACACACGAGCUGGCGCCUGAGAGAUCGAGAAUGCUUCACAGCGCGACGAUGCCUUGUGGUUUCCAGCUACUGCGUGUUCAAGGCUUGCUCGACUGGGCAAACGCUGGGUGCGUGCGAAUUUGUGAUGUGAUAAAGGUGAUUCGUGCUUUGGUGUUCUUACGUAUAAGGAUUCUUUUGUUUGCGAUCCUCUCAAACUAUAUGGUGGACAUCGAGUGGCUGCUCUCCGCUUGCCCGCUUUUGAGGACGAUCCUGCAAGUGGUGAUGAUUCACGGAGAGAGCAACGUUUCACAAUUGCAGUCUGUGAAGCCAAGUAACCGGCUCCUCUUCAAGCCGAGAUUAUGGAUCGCAUAUGGAACACCCCAUUCCCUACUUGUCUAUCCAACUGGUGUCCAGGUUGUUGUGCACACUGCAAAUCUCAUCAAUAUCGAUUGGAAUAACAAGAAUCAAGGCCUGUGGAUGCAAGAUUUUCCUUUCAAAAGUAAGACGGGCGCAUCAGACUUUGAAAACGAUCUGGUGGACUAUUUGACGGCUCUUGAGAUGUCCAACACCAUGGAAAGAUGAAGAUCAACGUAGGCCACUUCCGAAACUUUUAUUUCAGCAAUGCUGCAGUAUGUAAUGAUUUUGCACUUUCAAAUGAAUGAAAUUGACAUGC